GUCACCCAUCGGCCACCAUCCACCACCACCUCCGCGGCCACAGGCACGCCCUCAUCCGCGGCCGCAUCGUCCUUGACCACAUCGGGGCCUUCGGCACGGAUGGUCUCCGAGCCCUUGCUACUCGGGGUUGACGGCCGCAAGGAUGCCCGGGUCGAGGACACGCUCGCGUGCCUCACCACCGAGGAGAAGGUCGGCGUGCUUUCUGGUUGCGGCAUGUGGGAGGCUGGCGGCGUCCCCAGGAUCGGCCUGCCGCCCCUGCGCAUGAGCGACGGCCCUCACGGCGCGCGGGGCCUGAGCCUCUCGGGGGAGGAGGGCGCCGCGCUGGCGCCGUGCGAGGCGGCGCUGGCCGCGACGUUCAACGAGGCGCUGGUUGAAGAGGUGGGCUCCCUGCUGGGCCAGGAGUGCGCGAGCCGCGGCGCCCACGUGCUGCUGGGCCCCUGCCUCAACCUGCAGCGCUGGCCGCUGUGCGGCCGGCACUUCGAGUGCUUCUCGGAGGACCCGUACCUGUCGGGGCGCGCGGCGGUGGCCUACGUGCAGCGGCACGUUGCCGCGUGCGCCAAGCAUUUUGUGUGCAACGACCAGGAGGACUACAGGCACACCCUGAGCUCUGUGAUCGACGAGCGCACGCUCCGGGAGGCCUACCUGGCUCCCUUCGAGGCAGCUGUCAUCGAGGGCGGCGUGGAAUCAGUGAUGUGCGGGUACAACCGCCUGAACGGCACCUUCUGCACGGAGUCCGAGUGGCUCCUGCAGCACGUCCUCCGCGAUGAGUGGGGCUUCCAGGGCUUCGUGCUCAGCGACUGGUUCGGAAAUCGGUCCACGGUCCCCGCCAUCCGCGCCGGGCUCAACGUCGAGAUGCCGGGGGUGGAGCCCCGGCACUUCGGCGGCUACCUCCUGCAGGCGGUCCGUGACGGCGAGGUAUCGUCCGCGCUGCUCAACGAGCGCUGCCGCCCCGUCCUCCGCACGCUGCUGAAGCCCCGGGACGAGGCUGGCGGCCCGCCCGCCGCCGCGCCGAGGCAGGAGCUGCUGCGCCGCGCGGCGUCGGAGGCGCUGGUGCUGCUCAAGAACGAG
Molecule: messenger RNA, 1068 nt
Organism: Prorocentrum cordatum
Lineage: Eukaryota; Dinophyceae; Prorocentrales; Prorocentraceae
Source: the annotation of a GenBank genome assembly